GAUUGGUGCAGAACUUAGUGGAAAAUUUGAAAUUACUUGGGUGAGCUACAACACCGCAAAGUCAUGAUCUGGUUCACUGCAGCGGCCAUCGUUGCCUUCGCCGUGUGCGCGCGAGGCGAUGCCCCUGGCUCGUGCCUGGGCGAGUAUCAACAUUGCAGCGACAAGGGCGACUGCGUGCUGGACUCGAGCCUGUGCGGAACCUGCUCGCAAGGGCAGUAUUUGUGUCCCGACACGAAGACGUGCGUGAACGACGUCGAAUCGUACACCACGUGUCCUGGCCUGAAGGGAGGCUUCUUCGACUGGGCGCUGAGUCUGGACGAGAGGGUAUCAGCGCUGGACAAGCAGGCGACUCUCGAGGAGAAAAUCGCUCAGCUGACAAACGAUGCACCGGCAAUCGUUCGACUGGGAAUCCCAUCAUAUAACUGGCUGAAUGAUGACGAGCACGGAGUACACGAGGCGCACGCCACCUCGUUCCCGAACGGCUGCGCCUUGGGAGCCAUGUGGGACAAGCAGACCAUGCUGAAGGUGGGAGCGGCCGUCGGACUGGAGGCUAGGGUGGGACACAAUGGAUAUGUGCACACAGGCGACCGUGGUCAUGGUGAAAAUGGCGCUGGCAUCACACUGUAUGCGCCCAACAUGAACCUUGUCAGAGAUCCGAGAUGGGGACGUGCGCAAGAGGUGUAUUCCGAGGACCCGGUUCUCAGCGCCUUCCUGACCUACAUGUUUGUGCACGGAGCACAGGUCGGUAACGAGACUUCUCCCAAGUACAUGCAGUCCGCAGCAUGCUGCAAGCAUUAUGCCGCCUACGACGUUGAAACGAUUCCAACGGAUCGCUACGAGUUCUCCGCAACAGUGGAUUCCCGCAACAUGUGGGAGACGUACAUGCCCGUGUUCCUGGCCUGCGUCAAGUACGCCCAGGGAGCACACGUGAUGUGCAGCUACAACGCCAUCAACGGCAUACCGACCUGUGCCAACCCCGACCUGCUCAACGGCAUCCUGCGCAAGCAGUGGGACUGGCCGGGCUUCGUCGUCAGCGACUACGACGCAUGGCAGCAGAUCUACACGUCCCAUCACUACUGUCCAAACAUCACGUGUGCCGCGGCGGCAGGACUCAAUGCCGGAAUGGACCAGGAAGGCGGUGGUACUUCGGCCAUCAACCACCUGAAGGACGCCAUCGGGAACAAGACCACAACAGAGGAGGCCGUCUCCACCGCCUUCAAGCGUCUCUUUCGCGUCCGACUGCAGCUGGGGAUGCACGAUCCGCCGAAAAUGGUCGAAUGGAACAUGCUCACCAAUGACUCCAUUGUCGAGGGACCCGCCGACAUUUCCCUCGCUCGUCAGGCGGCCCACAAGGGAAUGACCCUGUACAAGAACAAGAACAACGUCCUGCCCCUUUCCAAGAACAUCAAGAAGCUGGCGUUGAUCGGUCCCAGUGCGACGGACGGUAAUGUGCUGCUGGGAAACUACGCUGUGCCUCCCGAUCACGGCAUACCAACUAUCCAGGACGGUAUCUACCAGUCCCUCGGUAUAGACCCGGUUACGUUCAAAGGCAACUGCAGUGCGUUCGAGCAGGACAUUGACUACUUCAUUCCCGGCGAGCCGGGAACCGACUCACCAAACCCACAGAACUGCUGCAACCAGUGCGCCAUUGACAUUGCGUGCAACUACUUCACCUGGUCCGAGAACGAGUGCUUCAAAAAGAAGACGAACAAGGGCCGCCAGAGCAGCAAGGGGCGCGUGUCGGCUAAGUGCCUCAGCCACGCGCGCGUGUCCGUAUCGACCUCGCUCGGCUGCUUCGACACCGCCUGCUCUGACAACACGCAGUUCGACUUUGCGGUGCAGGCAGCCAACAACUCCGACGCCAUCGUCGUCGUCCUGGGUCUGAGCGGCAAGGAAGAGGGAGAGGGACACGACCGCAACCUGAUCGAGCUCCCCGGCAACCAGCCGGGCCUGGUGUCGCAGCUCAGAGUGGCCUACGAGAAAACACCCAUCAUUGUCGUUCUCGUUCACGGCGGCACGCUUGCGCUGGGCUCCGUGCUGGACGAUGCAGAUGCAAUCCUCGAUGCCUGGUAUCCUGGAAUGGAGGGUGGCUUAGCAGUUGGAGAUGUCCUGUUUGGCGACUUUAACCCGGCCGGCCGUGCAUCCGUUACGUCAUACUUGAGCACUGAAUCACUUCCAGAGCAAGGCAACACUAACCUCUACCCAUCUGGCGAGUCACCAGGCAUCACAUAUCGAUACUACACAGAGAAAGUCCAGUUCCCGUUUGGCUUCGGGUUGUCGUACACGACGUUCAAGUACAGUGACUUGAAACUGUCAUCGCAAUCUGUCAAGGCAUGUGAUACGGUAACCGUGACAGUGACUGUGACAAACACAGGUGACAAGGAUGGUGAUGAAGUGGUUCAAGUCUAUCUCAAGCAUGUCAAGGCAUCUGUGCCAGUGCCGAAGGUGCGGCUGGCGGACUUUGCCAGAGUGACCAUCGCCAAGGGCCAGAGCACUCGACUGGAGCUGAUGAUCCUGCCGCGAACGCACUGCGUGGUUCCGGAUAACAGCGAUAUCUACACGGAUAGGAGUACGGUGGAGAGCGGCGAGAUCAGUGUCUACGUCGGCGGAGGCCAGCCGGACUUCUACACUGGCGGCCUGUCGUCUUCGUUCCACGUGACCACGUCCGCGCUGGCGGCCACAUGCCCAGAUCCAGAAUUGCUCUAGCGAUCCGCCUUGCUCUGCAUGCCUCCUGUGUAUUAUUGUAAAGUCCUGCUCAAUGAAAUCCAACCAGUUCACUCCGGUUUGCACCUACCAAUUCGCGGGCCACUUUCCGCAGGUCUAGGGCUGCGCAACGCCCGGCGCGCACUUGAGUGACGCGACUGGAUUUCACUGAGUAGUACUGUGCAUGUGGGGAGCAUUUGUUCCACAUUGCUAUGUCAGAGUUAGCGCAGCUACCUGCCCCGAUCCAGAAUUACUUUAGUGAUCUGCUUUAGUGAUCUGCAUUUUUGACUUUCUAUGUUCUAACAACAUUGAGAUGCCUUUUGUAGGCUUUUCUGCCUGGAUUUCAUCGACUGAAAACACGUGUAUCUUGGAAAGUAAUAAUGAUAAUAGUUACAGUUCGCAUGUCA
Messenger RNA from Sycon ciliatum, 3110 nucleotides. RefSeq lists its product as uncharacterized. Gene Ontology annotation, biological process: xylan catabolic process; arabinan catabolic process. The record is from RefSeq and is a predicted model, not a curated record. NCBI's taxonomy places the organism in Eukaryota, Metazoa, Porifera, Calcarea, Leucosolenida, Sycettidae. The transcript is spliced from 9 exons. Gene Ontology annotation, molecular function: alpha-L-arabinofuranosidase activity; xylan 1,4-beta-xylosidase activity. Bases 64 to 2706 code for a protein of 880 amino acids. Gene Ontology annotation, cellular component: plant-type cell wall.